Molecule: messenger RNA, 2140 nt
Organism: Mauremys reevesii (Reeves's turtle)
Lineage: Eukaryota; Metazoa; Chordata; Testudines; Geoemydidae
Gene: TMOD1
Product: tropomodulin 1
Exons: 11
Coding region: 177-1256 (359 amino acids)
Biological process (GO): pointed-end actin filament capping; muscle contraction; myofibril assembly
Cellular component (GO): myofibril; striated muscle thin filament
Molecular function (GO): tropomyosin binding
Source: RefSeq, a predicted model, not a curated record
CAGGACGCGGCGCAGGUCAGCGCAUCUCGCAGCCCCCGGCAGGACGCGGCCGCCGCAGCCCGUGCGCCCCUGGCCCUGCGCCCUCGCCGUGCGCCCCUGGCCCUGCGCCCUGCGCCCCGAGCCCGAUCACCCUUCAGCAUAAAACGUGAGAAUUUAAAAACUGAGAUUUCUCUAAAAUGUCGUACAGACAGGAAUUGGAGAAAUACCGUGAUCUGGAUGAGGAUAAGAUCCUUAGUGCAUUGACAGAAGAAGAGCUCAGGACACUGGAGAAUGAACUGGAAGAGCUAGACCCUGAUAAUGAUCUGCUGCCUGUGGGACUCAGACAGAGGGACCAGACCAAAAAGACACCAACUGGCCCAUUCAAAAGGGAUGAGCUUCUGGACCACCUAGAAAAGCAGGCAAAAGAUAUGAAAGAUCGAGAAGACCUGGUCCCUUUCACAGGAGAAAAGAGAGGAAAAGUCUGGGUCCCCAAGGAGAAGCCAAUUGAUCCUGUUUUGGAAAGAGUAACACUGGAGCCAGAGCUGGAGGAAGCCCUGGCUAAUGCGUCUGAUGCAGAACUCUGCGACAUCGCUGCUAUCCUUGGCAUGCAUACGUUGAUGAGUAACCAGCAGUACUACGAGGCACUCGGGAGCACCACUAUCGUUAACAAGGAAGGCCUCAACAGUGUGAUUAAGCCAACACAAUAUAAACCAGUUCCCGAUGAAGAACCCAAUUCAACAGAUGUAGAAGAAACUUUGGAACGAGUGAAGAACAAUGACCCUAAACUCGAGGAAGUCAACCUUAAUAAUAUCAGGAAUAUUCCCAUACCGACUUUAAAAGCAUAUGCUGAAGCACUGAAGAAUAAUUCCUAUGUAAAGAAAUUAAGCAUAGUAGGAACAAGAAGCAAUGACCCUGUAGCCUAUGCACUGGCUGAGAUGUUAAAAGCCAACGGUGUAUUGAAGAGCUUGAAUGUGGAAUCCAACUUCAUUUCUGGGUCCGGGAUCCUGGCUCUGAUCGAAGCACUCCAGCACAAUACUUCAUUGAUCGAGCUCAAAAUUGACAACCAGAGCCAGCCGCUGGGCAACAAGGUGGAAAUGGAGAUUGCAAACAUGUUAGAACAAAAUAGCUCCCUUUUGAAGUUCGGGUAUCACUUUACACAGCAAGGUCCCCGGCUUCGUGCAUCUAACUCCAUGAUGAACAACAACGACCUUGCUCGUAUACGUCGCUCUGAUGGCCCCUGGCAUAACUUCUCGGCUCUGCAACUGGACGAUGUAUAAUGAGGAAGAGGAGACUUGCAGACUUGAAUGGGCCUUUCUAUCCCAAGUGCCGAACUGGGGUGUAGUUCCCGGCUGUGAAGAUCGUGCCUGGUGGUUUGUGCUAUACCCUGGAAAUCCGAAGGCAAAGUGCCUGCACACAAAUAUCUGUGGUGCCUCAGUUCUGUGUUGCAUAAUUAUGCACUAAAGGUUUAAAUUAACUAGCGAUUGUAGGUGAUGAUUUGAUCAAAUAUCACUAAUGAUGUUUUCUUUAGAGUCAAGCCAAGUCAGUCCAGUUGCCCGUUUUAAGCAGGCUUGGUUUAGAAUACGUCACAGCACAACAGUGACUGUCAAUUCACUCACGACUUAAUUCCUCUUAGGAUUUCCGGUGUGGUUUUUCAGAUAUAUUUAGGAUGUGUUAUGCAUGAGUGGAAAAAAUUACUGCGCUACACAAGUUGCAUAAGUAUUUAAAAAAAUACUUUAUUUUUUCAACUUGCUUAUCUGUUUGACAAGCUCUACUCUCCCACCACAAUGCUAGCCCAUCCCUUUCAAGGACUUGUCAAUUACAAUUAAUUACCAACAUUUGCUGACUUUAUUUGCAGACAAGAUGUCAAAAGCACCCAUAUUUCCCCCAAAAAGAAUUCAUGUCUUUUGUAUUCAUCCCCUCCCCCCCAUGAAAAGAAUGUAAGGCCACUGAUUAUAGAGUAAUGGCUCCAUAAAAACAGAGCAGUGAGUAUUAGAUGGGACGUUAAAAUCUUCCUGUCUCCUUUCGCAGGGAUAUGGAAAACCAUUGCUUUAAGAGAUUGGGAAUGAAAUCCUGACUCCACUGAAGUCAGGCCAGGGGCGGCUCUAGGAAUUCCGCCGCCCCAAGCAGAGCGGCGCGCCGCGGGGGGCGCUCUGGCAGUCGC